AUGGCGCGCGUAAGCAAUCUACGUUGGCUUCCGCUCCUCCUACUCUCUGCUCUUUGCUUGUUCUCAAAUGCAACUCCCCUCGCAACUCGACAACCCAUGUGUACCGAUUUUACCAUCCCCGUCACUAUCCACGCCCAGAAUCAGGAUCUAUCUGUGGUCACUGCCCCCACAUUUAACAUUACCGUUGAUGGAACAUUCAAUAUUUUUGCACGUUAUUGCGAGCCGCAGGUCAACCUUCCCUAUCAUGGUGAUAUUCUUCAAUUUUUGGUUCACGGCCUAACCUACACCAACAAGUAUUGGACCGCUGAUGGCUGGGAUCGCAAUAGCUGGGUAAGCUGGGCCUCGGUCAGCGGUUACCCAACUCUCGCCAUCGAUUGUCUAGGCAGUGGCAAUUCAUCCCAUCCUGACCCCAAUCUUGUGGUUCAAAUGCAAGCUCAAGUUGAGACACUUCACCGGAUUCUCACCCUCAUCCGUUCAACUAAUUCACCACUCCCUCGCCGCUACAACAAGAUCAUCUACGCAGGUCACAGUUACGGGUCCCUGCUCGGCAACGCCUUGGUCACCAAGUACCCGACAGAUGUCAAUGUAUUGGUUCUCACGGGCUACAGCUCCAGCCUUGUCACAAGCAUCAAUGCCACAUUGCUCCCUGCCCAGAUUACCAAUCCAUCUAAGUUCGGAAGUCUUCCACCCGAAUACCUACAAUUUGCCGACAAGGAAGGUUUCCGAGAUACAUUCUACCACGUCAAUGAUUAUAGUGAGGAUAUUUUCGAACUCGACUAUAGCCUUCAAGGCACAAUGGCCACGGGUGAAGUUGCCACUAUAACACAAGGUCUCGUUGUUGCUUCCGGCUUUACAGGUCCUGUGUACGUGGUGACUGGAAAAUAUGAUACCCUCUUCUGCAAUUCAGGUGGAGCGGUAGACUGUGGGACGAACACCGCCGGAUUCCUGCCUAAUACUCGACAAUUGUUCCCUGCUGCAAACCCAUUUGAUGUGGCGGUCCUAGAUAAUGCGGGGCAUUGUUGGCUGAUGCACUAUGCCGGCAUCAUUGGUGUCGUGAAGGUAAUGGGAUGGUUGACAACGGUGGGUUACUGA
Messenger RNA from Venustampulla echinocandica, 1092 nucleotides. RefSeq lists its product as uncharacterized. Lineage: Eukaryota; Fungi; Ascomycota; Leotiomycetes; Helotiales; Pleuroascaceae. The record is from RefSeq and is a predicted model, not a curated record. The transcript has 2 exons. Bases 1 to 1092 code for a protein of 363 amino acids.